AUGGGGACACGCUCAGUAUGGGGACACGCUCAGUAUGGGGACACGCUCAGUAUGGGGACACGCUCAGUAUGGGGACACGCUCAGUAUGGGGACACGCUCAGUAUGGGGACACGCUCAGUAUGGGGACACGCUCAGUAUGGGGACACGCUCACUGCGCUGAUCAGGCCUGCCAGCGUGGUGAGAAGGCCACAGCUGGUGCAGCAUUAUGGAGACAUGCUCACUGUGCUGAUCCGGCAGCAGCACGUGCAGCGGGCCAUCAGCAGCCUCACCAUUCACAUCAAGGUCCUCCGUUCAGCAUUGUUGAACCCGUCGCUAGCACCACCAGCACAAGCACCAGCACAAGCAGCAGCAGCAGGCAGGGGAGCACACAGGGAGCGGUAUCGGCGGCUGUGCUUCCUCAACGUGUUCACGGAGCGCCUAGACAGCCUGCUGCAGCUGGUGUUGGAUGUGCAUCGCAGUGUGGCCUCUGCCCCCAUGGUCGCCCCGCUCUCCGAGUUCUUUCUCGAUGACGAUGCUCCCAUCUGGGAAGAGGUGAGGAAUUCAGUUUCCCUUGAGAGAGACACUUCUGACUAG
This is a messenger RNA of Closterium sp. Naga37s-1, 573 nucleotides long. The record is from the annotation of a GenBank genome assembly. NCBI's taxonomy places the organism in Eukaryota, Viridiplantae, Streptophyta, Zygnematophyceae, Desmidiales, Closteriaceae.